AUGGCUCCCAAAGUUGCAAUCGUCUUUUAUUCCAUGUAUGGCCACAUCCAGCAGCUCGCCGAAGCUGAAAAGGAAGGCCUGAAGAAGGUCGGCAUCGAGGCCGACCUCUUCCAGAUUCCUGAGACGCUUCCACAGGAGGUUUUGACCAAGAUGCACGCACCUCCCAAGUCCAAGUAUCCAGUCAUCGAUGCUAAGACCCUUGAGAACUACGAUGCUUUCCUGUUCGGCAUCCCAACUCGUUAUGGGAACUUUCCCGCUCAGUGGAAGACAUUUUGGGAUACUACCGGCGGUCAGUGGAGCACUGGGGCUUAUUGGGGCAAAUACGCUGGAGUGUUCGUGUCAACCGGCACCCCUGGCGGCGGACAGGAGAGCACAGUCAUUGCGUCGAUGUCCACUCUUGCCCACCACGGCAUCAUCUAUGUGCCUCUAGGCUACAAGACUGCCUUCCCCAUUCUUGCAAACCUCUCCGAGGUUCGAGGUGGCUCACCCUGGGGUGCAGGCACCUUUGCUGGCGCUGACGGAUCCCGCCAACCUACCCCUCUUGAGAUCGAGCUUGCUACCACUCAGGGGGAAUCUUUCGGCAAUGCCAUCUCGAAGGUUAACUUCGCUUGA
Molecule: messenger RNA, 612 nt
Organism: Venustampulla echinocandica
Lineage: Eukaryota; Fungi; Ascomycota; Leotiomycetes; Helotiales; Pleuroascaceae
Product: Flavoprotein
Exons: 5
Coding region: 1-612 (203 amino acids)
Molecular function (GO): NAD(P)H dehydrogenase (quinone) activity; FMN binding
Source: RefSeq, a predicted model, not a curated record